AACCCCUAAGGCACCCUAUAAACUCACGGAACCCCACUGCAUGUAUUGGGGAACCCCUGUUGAAGAGCACUGCUGUAGAAUAAGUAACGUAUAUCUUAUUUAUGUUUUUGUUUGGCUGCUUGUUAAAACGAGUUGUUUGUCUAUCGAUUGCUAAUUAAAUUCAAAACUGAGCCAAGAGAGGCCAAUUUACCACAUUAACAUUGGCGGAUAUAGGAGUCAAGUACUGUUGUAAUAUUUUAUAUUAGUUCAUUAAUACAAGCAAAAUAAUAAACAAUACAGCGUUACUGGCUGUAUAUAUUGGCAUUGAAAAGCCUUUGGCUUCAUUGCUUAUAUCAUAAUUCAACAACACAUGCUUUAUUCCUGCAACGAAAGAUGGCAGAUACGAAGGAAAAAAUUGUAUUUUGUGGAGUUCUGACAGUGAGUGACAGAUGUCAUGCUGGGACAAAAGAAGACAUCAGUGGAAUGAAAUUGCAAAAUAUCUUGGUUGAAUAUACUGGAAUGAAGGCAGUUGUAAAGGUUAGAAAAAUUGUUCCAGAUGAGGUUGAUGCGAUCAAGGAUACUCUGAUUGAAUGGUGUGACAAGGAACGUAUAAAUUUCAUAAUCACAUGUGGUGGAACUGGUUUUGCACCAAGAGAUGUAACUCCAGAUGCUACAGCACAAGUAAUAGAGAGAGAGGUCAAUGGAAUACCAAUCGGGCUUAUCACGGCAUCACUGGCUGUUACACGAUUCUCCAUGCUAUCAAGAAUGAAGUGUGGAAUUCGUGGGCAGUCAUUUAUUCUGAAUUUGCCCGGUAACAUGAAAGGAGCAGAGGAAUGUCUCAAAUUUGUACUGCCUGUUGUCAGUCAUGCCAUUGAUUUACUAAAGGAUGAUCUUGAUGAAGUGAGAAGUACACAUCAAAGGGAGCUUUCUGCCAGUAAUGAAACACCUUUAAGACAACCUGCUCUGGAUACUGUUGGGCAUCAUGUAUUAAAUGUUCACAGCUUAUCUCAUACUACUGAUCAUUUUGCACACGGAGCUCAUGGUCAUCAUAUACCUGACUCAUUUAAUCAAAUAAUAACUGCCACAGACUUGGAGUUGGAUGACGCAGAUCUAGACAGUGAUCUAUCUCUGUCAACGUUAGAAUCUGACUCGGAAGCAAUUUUAUGUCAGAUGAAAAGCGAAUCAAAAUCCACAUCGGUGGAAAAAAGAAAAUUGGCUAAAGAUUCUCUGAUUCCUUCAAAAGUUGCCAGAAGAGAUCGCACUUCACCUUAUCCCCUUGUGCAAAUGGAUGAAGCAUUGUCCACAGUGUUGGAAAAUGUUGUCAAACAACCAAUCAAAAGCGUUUUGUACUCUGACGCAUUGGGAUAUGUUCUUGCUGAGGAUAUAGAAUCUCCAGAGUCAAUACCAAGAUUUGCAGCUUCUGUUAAAGACGGAUAUGCCGUUAUUGCAUCAGAUACUCCAGGAGAUUUUGAAGUAGUUGGAGCAUCAGUAUGUGGUUCUCCAUCUAUUAUUAAAUUGAAGAGAGGACAAGCUAUGAGAAUUACAACUGGGGCACCAUUGCCGGAAGGGGCAAACGCUGUAGUACAAGUUGAAGAUACAAAAUUACUUGAAGAGGCUGAUCAGGGAAACACUGAAGUGAGGAUUUCCAUAUUGACAGAAGCAAAGGAAGGACAAGAUAUUCGGCAAGUGGGGUCUGACAUCAAGAAGGGAGUUGUUUUAUUACGCUCUGGAACCCUGCUGGGACCUAGCGAAAUCGGUGUUUUAGCGUCAUUGGGAUUCACAGAUGUUCCUGUCUAUGGCAAGCCUAAGGUCGCUGUGUUGUCAACAGGAAAUGAGAUAACCAGCCCCAAAAGAAAACAGCUUGCAGUUGGACAGAUACGCGAUAGCAACAGGAUCAUGCUGUUGUCUGCAUUAAAAUUAGCUGGUUAUGAAACGAUCGAUAUUGGAAUUGUUCAAGACGAACCAGAAGAAUUGAGAGAUAGACUAGAAAAUGCAAUGGAAAAGGCUGAUAUCGUCAUCUCUUCUGGAGGAGUAUCUAUGGGAGAAAAAGAUUAUUUGAAAUCCACACUGCAAAGCCUAGGAGGAAAAAUACAUUUUGGGCGGAUACUAAUGAAACCUGGAAAACCCACAACAUUUGCAUCUGUCUCUACUAAAGCUGGCAAGAAGUUAUUCUUUGCUUUGCCAGGAAAUCCGGUGUCUGCAAUUGUAACUUUCAAUAUAUUUGCAUUACCUGCACUGAAAAAAAUGAGUGGCUUGGAUAAUCCAGGUGCCACAAUUAUCAAAGCAAGAAUUUCGUCGGACAUUGAAUUGGAUGCUAGACCAGAGUACCAGCGAUGUGUGAUAUUCUGGAAGCCAGAUGACAAUGAUCCAUGGGCAACAAGCACAGGAAGUCAAAUCAGUAGGAAACUGACUAGCAUGAAUAAGGCAAAUGCUCUCUUGGUUUUGCCACCAAGGACUUCUGAAUGUUCCAAACUAUGUAGAGGUGACUUAGUCGACGCUAUGAUAUUGGAAAAAAUUUAAAUUAGAAGCUCUAUAGAACAGGGGUGGCCAACCUGCAUUUGACCGUGAUCGACUAAAAUCUAUAAAAUAGCUCACGAUUAACUGAUAACUGGAGAUUCAUAUAACCGCGCACACACAUACGGAAAAUUUCACCGCUGCCAAAAAGCUUGGCUAUGUCAACGUGAUUACGUGCGAGUUAAUGCUUGUCUCAUACUUGCACUGCUCAUCACACAUUCAAGGUGCUUGUCUUUCUGUUGGAAUCUAAAAAGAGCCGACUCUUUCGGCGAGUAAUUCGAUUCAUGAUAUCUACGAGAAAAUAAAAUGUCUUUCUGUAAUAACUUAAUUGUGUUCAACUCCCAUUUGCGUCGACUUACCACAAAAUGAAAGCAUUAAUACUCUAAAACACCACGAUAAUAUAUGAACAUAAGAAUAUGAGAAAAACUGCCAAACCCUUAGUUUUGAUACAUAUUUUUGCCAAUGUUUAUAUAAUAAUUCGUCUUUCUACCCUGUGCAAUAAAAAAGGUAAUUAUCGUUGUCUUCUUGGCACAAGGCAUAUAUAUGUUGAAGAAAAUGUGUGAUCAAACCCGGAACUGCCACCAUUGCGAAUAAAAUUUAUCACUCUACUCUUGAAGUAAGACAAUUACUUUUGCAUACUGCAGAAGUUAUUGUAGAAUUGUUCGUCAGUCCAGGCACACGAUAUUCAUUACGUUCAUUUCUAAACCUCGGCAGCGGCGAUGAAAUUCGGGCCAGGUCAGGCCUGAAAUGUGAAUCAUUACAUUCGGCUCGGGUCGGGCAUCUCUAUCGCUGACUUUUUUUUAAAAUAAAUAUAUGUUUACAAAAAAUAUAUACUAAAACUAUGUGUGGAAUUCAAAGAACUCCUAAAUAAAAUAUAAAAUUUCGGGUUUGCUUCGAGCUCGAGCCUGUAGUUAAUUAGUCGGGGUCGGGUAAAACACCCACGGGCCGGUGUCGGGCUAGAGUUUUAUGGCCCGACCUUACCUCUAAUGUAUCGCACUGUAUUCUUUCUUUUUUUGAAAAAAAAACGCAUUAGGCGCUGCAUGAAACUGGUCCAAGGUAAUUUUUUUGGGUAUGUUAUUAAAUUCACUCGGCACCAGACGCGAUCGACUAAGUGUGGGCCACCCCUGCUAUUGAACAUCAAGAAUAGCAUUUGUUGAAAUAAGGUCCAGUGUGGUCCGUUUUAUGUUAUAUGGUUUGCUUUUACUGUUGCUUAACUCUGUCGUAUUUUACUUAGCUUUUUAAUUUAAAUCUUCAUUUAAAUCUUCAGUGUCACAACAGAAUAACCAAUCUUUCAAUCUGUCACUAGCAAUUAGGAUUUGAAUCUGUGAACUUUUUCUGAACCACUCCUAUGAAAAUAUUAUAUAGUUUUGUGCUAUGCAGGAAUGGGUACAAAGUAUUUAUUGAUGGUUUAUUAUAACUUUUAUUCAACUUUUCUUCUAUUAAAUCAUUAUAUUGGUCUGAAAUGAUUUGCGCUUUUAUGGAUACAUUCUUCAAUUUGAAAGCACCUGUUUAUUUUAAUUGUCAAUUUAUUUUUCUUAUUGUUAUGCCUGUGUUGGUCAAGCUUUUGUGUUAGUAUGUCGACAGUCCAAGUCAUUUUGAAGUCAAAUUGAAUAUUUUCAUCAAUUCUAGUUUUCAAUUACUUGUUAGACAUUGUGAUAUUACAUUUUAUAUUAAUGAUCAGGCCACCAUUCAGCAUAUAAUAUAGGAGAUUUCAACGUAUUUAAUAUCAAAUAAAGCUUAUUAUGGAUUUUUAAAAAUUGGUUCGGCUCACGAAAUACGUCAAUUGAACGUGAACCUGCUAGUGUAAUGACAUCUUUUUAACAUCCAAAUUUUUUUUUAGUUUUUAUGGCAUGGAAUAACUUAGCCAAAAUGGGAUUUUAAAAAGAUCAUCGUGGUGCAAUAAUACCUUAUUGAGAACCCUAACUCUAACCUUAGACCAUAAUGUUGUAAAUUAUGAGAAUUUAGAAGUCUGUGUAUUUUGACAAUCUUUAACAUAAAAACGUGGAUUAAGAAGUUCUGAUAAAAACAAGAUGGCGUCUAUUACAUUUUGGGGAUGUAUUAUAAUUUGGGCGAUCUAUAAUGGGACCACAGUAUUAUGAUCUAAAAUCAUGCUGUAAACCAAAAGCUUUUUAUAAUAUGAAGGCUUUAAUAAUUCUAUCAAUUAUGGACACUUUCAGCUUUUUUGUUUUAUUCUGUUUUGUGAUUGCAACUGUAAAUAAAAAUGCUCCAAUGUGCUUUGCAAAUUGUUAGUUCUUUAAAAUUCUGUAUCAUCAUGUUUAUCAUUGAUGUUUUAG
Messenger RNA from Styela clava, 4787 nucleotides. RefSeq names its product gephyrin-like. Gene Ontology annotation, molecular function: molybdopterin molybdotransferase activity. The record is from RefSeq and is a predicted model, not a curated record. Gene Ontology annotation, biological process: establishment of synaptic specificity at neuromuscular junction; postsynaptic neurotransmitter receptor diffusion trapping; Mo-molybdopterin cofactor biosynthetic process. Gene Ontology annotation, cellular component: dendrite; postsynaptic specialization; cytoplasm. NCBI's taxonomy places the organism in Eukaryota, Metazoa, Chordata, Ascidiacea, Stolidobranchia, Styelidae.